Molecule: messenger RNA, 3752 nt
Organism: Oryzias melastigma (Indian medaka)
Lineage: Eukaryota; Metazoa; Chordata; Actinopteri; Beloniformes; Adrianichthyidae
Gene: vimr2
Product: vimentin-related 2
Exons: 10
Coding region: 141-1286 (381 amino acids)
Biological process (GO): skeletal muscle organ development
Cellular component (GO): Z disc; sarcolemma; cell-cell junction
Source: RefSeq, a predicted model, not a curated record
UGUGAAAUCUCUUCUGGUUGAUGUCCGGGCCACAGUUAGCUUCCUGCACCGCAGUGACACAUUCUUAUUUACUGAGGAUAUAAAACCCACCCGGACCUGCUGCCUCUGUUAUCCUGCUGCGUCUGUCUGAGGUGGGGACCAUGCUGAGGGUGUCUUCCUACCGAAAGCUCUUUGAGGAGGAUUGGGGUCGGAAUGGGGGGUCGAGUGUGGAGUGUGCCGGGCAGUACCGGGCCUCUGUCAGAGGCGCAGUGACUGACAAGUGUUGCUGUGGCGACAAGUUAGACUUUGUGGCCACCAAAGCUCUGAACAAAGAAGGUCUGAACCGGUUUGUUCAGGAGCGCAGCACCAUCGCUGUUCUGAAUGACCGCCUGGUUAGGCUCAUUGAAGUGGCCCACUGCUUUGAGGAAGAGAACGAUGCUCUUGAACGUCAAAUCGCCGAGCUGGAGGAGAAGCUGAACAGUCAAAAUGGAUCCAGCAUCCAAGUGAAGGAGCACGCCUGCAGCCUGGAUGCAGUGGUGGAAAGACUGCGCAUGCAGAGGGAUGAGAUCUUGGGUGACACAGAGGAACUAAAAAAAGAGCUUGAACAUCUGAAGGAAGAAUAUGAGUGGAUUGAGCAGCAGAAGACGCUCAUCCGGCAGGAGCAAGAUGAUGUUGCCGCGGAAGUGGAUGCUGUGACAGCAGAGUGUCUGGCACUGAAGGAGCAAGUAGCUAUCUAUGAAGACCAGCUGGCUGUCAUGGGGGCCCAGCACAGCAAGGAAGUGGAGAGUCUCCUGGAGCCAGAUGAAAGGACUCUGGCAGCGGCGGCUAUUACGUUUGGCAGCCCUGAUAUCACUCCGGCCUUGAAUGUGAAGGAGUACCACUGCCAGCUGGCUAAGAGCCUUCAGUUUGAGCGUGGCGCAUCCUCCGCUAUGGCUGUCAGAGGUGAUGGAGGGAAACUGGAAGAGGGAAGAACUCCAGGGUCAAAAGUCAAAGACCUGCCAGAGGAUGCAAGUGAGCUGAAGACACUGAUUUCAGAGCUCCAGAAGGAGCUCUCCGAGUUAGAGAAGGCCAACGAGGAGCUGGAGGACGAGGUAGAAAACAGGAGAUCUGCACACAUGGAGGAAGUAGCUGACCUGGAGAGCUCCAUAGAUGAAAUGAGGCAGGAGGAGGCUAACCUGGAACUGCAGAUGAGGGAGCAGUGCGAUGACUACAAGGAGCUGCUGAACCAGAAGAUGGCCAGAGACAUGGAGAUUGCUGCCUACAGGAGUCUGAUGGAGGAAGAGGAGGGUCGGCUUUGCAGUCUGUGACCUUAGACUGAAGACAGUGACCGCCUGCAUCCUUCCUGACACCUAAAAAAACAACAAAAAAAGGCCAAAAUCAGCACUUUGAUGAAGCUCAAAGCAAUGCAGCACUUUCUGUAGAUGCAAACUUAUCAUAGCAGGUUGAUGCCAUCUGGAGGCCCGGGCAGCAGAUUAGAGGUCACUAACAGAAGACCUGGAAACUUCAAGAAAGAUGGAGCUGUCUAAAGAAAGAGGGAGGACGGGGUCAGGGCACCGAGUGUGUAUCCAUUCACUGUCUGGUGGAGAUAUUUCCUGAAGAGGAUUAUCUUGAGCGGCCUGCUGAUUUAUAUGUUUUGUGCCUCCUCAGUCCAACAAGGCUGGGACAAAACCUGGAGCUGAAGUGUUUGGCUCCACGGUGAUGUCGCCUCGUCCGUCACUUAAACUUUGUCUGAUUACCAGUUCUUAACCUGUGACCCCUCCACUGCUAUCAAACACACUAAUGGUCUGCCUCAGUGACUAAAAGCAUCUCACCUUCUUUUUGUUUUUACAGUCAUGUGUUCACGUUGCUUCUGACAGUCAAGUGCGCAGUGGCCUGUGUUUGCUUUUUAAAUGGUUCAUGAAGUUGUUUUACUGCAGUUCUCUCAAAAUGAGCAUCUGGACCUUUCUGCAAGAAAAGUCUGGGUGAUUCAUUACUUCUGCUUUAAAGAACAGCGCCUCCGUUCUUUCUGAAAUGAGCAUUCUGUAAUGCAUUCCUUUCUAAAUUUUUCCAUAUUUUUAUAACAAUCUUAAAGCUGAGCAAAAUAAAUCAUUUUUUGUUCCUGUUGUCGCUGUGUUAAAAUAAUCAAGUUUGAAAGAAAUAAAGUCAUCUGCUUAAAAAACUUUGGUUUUAUGAGAGUUAUUUAUGAAUCCCUUGUGCUAUUAAGUCUAAAAAAAACCUUGAGAAGACAAGAAAGAUUUAUGUUGAGGAUUCUAAUCACCUAAAAAAAAAUACAAUGUCACAUUUAGGAAUUCAACAUCAUGUUAGCUCUGUUCUGAAGAUAAAAUGUAAUUGAUCUGGUCAAAUGUCUGACACUUUUGAUGAAUUUGGGGACUUUGUUUUGGUGAUGAGCUCAGAUUCUGGUGAAAGGAGCGUAGCGGCUGUAGAGACUUAACGAAUUGUCCUGUAAGGAAACAUGUCCAACUCAAAGAAGCUCCCGUUGGGAUUCUUUCCAGAGAAUAGAAGAGAAGGACUGGAAAUUGUCUUCUUGUUUAAAGUCCCACUCCGAUCAUCUUAUGAUUUAUUUUAUCAAAUUAUUACAUCAGAUGUAAUAAAAUGGAUAAAUAUGAAGACACUGAUAAAAUAUAUUGAUUGUUAUAUGAAUAUUAGUAUACAUAUAAAUGUCGUGAUUGUUUUUGCUGUUCUUUUCACGAAUGAAAUGUAGCUCAAUAUAGUCAAUGAGAAAUUGUAUAUUUAAUUUGGGCUGAAAAAAGAACAAAGGGGCUUGGAGUUGAUAAGCUAUUGGCUUCAUCCAAAGCCCUUUUUCGAACAUCUUUUGUUGCAUUCAAGAUUGAUUGUGGUAUAAAUUGAUUUUUUUCUUAUAUUUUUGUUUGUUUGCUUUUUGCUGUUUUUAUUUUUCUGUGUUUUAUUGUUGUUCUUGUUCGAAAAAAAAAAAUAUACAAAAAAAAAUUAAAAGUGUUCCCAGUGGCCUUUUAAUUAUAAUUAUGUUGUUUUUAGCCAAAAUUAAAAAUAAAUGAAUAAAAACCUGUUGUUUUCUAGGACAAAGUUUCUGGAUAGCAGUUUGAGUUCAUUAGAGUUGUGGGAGGGACAGUUGGUGCCUUUGCCCGCCCCCUUCCCAUCAUCCAUCUGUUUAUGCGCUCUCUCUCACUACAACCCAAACAUAACAUUAGCAGUGCAACAAAAGGGCGAGCAUUAUUGGAGCUCUCCAGCUAUUUAGUUUAAUCCUGAUGUACUCGGAUUUAUUCGUCUACAAGUGAAUGUUUCAGAAUAAAGCAAAGCAGAGAGCUUGUGGCUUGCCGUAGUAGCGUCAAUGUCACAUUUACAAGGAUUACAGCAAUUUGACUAAAGAAAUACUAAGAAAUUCAAUUUUAGUAUUAAUCUACUUUUUUAUGUCUUUCACUAUGAGAAAAAUGGUUCAAGAACAUGUCAAAAACACAAUUUUCACCAGAAUGGGUAAUUAAAAAAGAUUUGAAAUUAUUGGAUUAUUUUUUUAUUAUUAUUACUUCUUACUGAUUAAUAUUCAAAUAACUUUGGAUUUAAAGAAAAAACCUAAAGUAGAUGAUAAGGCAUGAUAAGGGGAUGUAAACUUCAUAAAAAUCAUCUGAAUGUUUAUUUAAAAGUCAAGAUGAUUAAAUUAUCUUUGCUAGGCUUUUUUUUAUCAGGGGUUUCCACAGAAAAGUGAAAUAUGAGGAUUUGGUAUCAAGUUUCAUGUUGGUUCCCUGUACUGAUGCAAUCUGAGUUAAGAGUCUUAUCUGUGACAUGCUUGUUACAAGUGA